Molecule: messenger RNA, 912 nt
Organism: Knipowitschia caucasica
Lineage: Eukaryota; Metazoa; Chordata; Actinopteri; Gobiiformes; Gobiidae
Source: the annotation of a GenBank genome assembly
AUGGGGAAAGCUGGCAGCCUCAGCAACUCUGAUGUGCACAGGUGCACUGCACAGUGCCUGGGACCCUUGGCCUUCCACUCUCAAACAAAAGGCGAGUGCAUCCGCCUGUCUGACUGUGGCACAUGUGCACAGCGCAACACUGACACCUUUAAGAACGGCCUGCUCUUCAGCUGCCGCUCUGUCAGGGUGCAAGAGAGAGUGCGCCUCAGAAUAGACAAACAUCGGCUCAGCUGGACCGGAGCGCUCCGUGUGGGCUUCACCUCUGUCCCUCCCUCAACCCGCGCUGGAGAGCUGCCCUGCAUGGCCAUCCCCUGCCUCACAAAGCUCCCAGGAUACUGGGCAGCUCCAUUGAGAGACUCUGCGGCUAAGACUGGAACCCUGCUGGAGUUCUGGGUCUCAAACAGCGGCUGUUUGAACGUCAGCAUUAACAACAGUCAGUGCAAACUAUUGACAGGUGUGGACAUCAGCAGACCACUGUGGGCCAUGAUUGAUGUGUACGGUCAAACGUGUGGAGUUACUUUAUUAGGAUCAGUGAAGAAAGAAUUUUUUCACACAAGAAAGUCCUGUCUUCCUCCACAGUAUGAAAGUCACAAUGCCCCCGGUUAUGAACCAUGCAGAGACAUCACACAGUUGGACACACAGACUUCAGCAGACAAAAACAUCUGUGAGGAUUGUGUGGUGUGCUUGGGGAAAGAGGCCAGGAUUAUCGUGAAGCCAUGUGGACAUCAGUGCUUGUGUUCGAACUGUGCAAUCAGAAUUAUGGAGGAAUUCGGCACCUGCCCACUGCACCCUGUUUGCCAGAGACACAGAGAACAGCCAGUGGGAGGAGGGCAGAGCAGCACUCCUUUAUUUUCAUCCACUUCCUCUGUCCUCCGCACUGACGGCAGCUCACUGCGCAGCCUGUCUAUUUGA